Messenger RNA from Styela clava, 627 nucleotides. NCBI's taxonomy places the organism in Eukaryota, Metazoa, Chordata, Ascidiacea, Stolidobranchia, Styelidae. The record is from RefSeq and is a predicted model, not a curated record.
AUGUCUUUAUUCUUUAUAAUUGACGCAUUCGUUCGAAGUGGUGAAUGUACCAAACAACUGCCCCUCGUUUUUGUUUUAAUGUCAAGGCGACGUACUCGUGUGAAGAAAUUUGUCAUGGACUUUGAAGCAGCAACAUGGCAAGCACUGUCUCUGGCAUGGCCGGAUGUGAGAAGACAGGGAUGUGCAUUCCAUUUCACUCAGGCCAUCAUGAAGAACAUGCGACAGAACAAAUUAGCAAGUUUGUAUAACAAGGACAUCGGGACGAGAGAUUUAAUGAAGCAAGUCAUGGCCCUGUGUUAUAUUCCAGAUAUGUUCAUCCCGUCGCUGUGCCUAUCUCUGCGAGGCAAAAUGACCACCGACGGGUUGAAUAGAUUUGCCGAAUAUUUCGACAGGACAUGGCUGAAGAACUCAGUUUGGAAACCAAAAGACUGGUCAGUAUUCGACGUCGACGUUAGGACUAACAACCAUUUGGAAGGGUGGCAUCGGUACUUCAAUAGCAUAGCACGGACAAAUAUGCCUUUUUAUAGCCUUAUAUCCAAGAUUCACGAGGUCAACAUUGCGGUGGAAUCAGAUGUAGCAGAAGUAAUGGAGGAAAAUCGAAAUGGCGAUGUCGAUGGUCAAUUAUAA